AUUUCCCGUUUCUACAGUUUAUCAAGUCAAUUUUCAUUCCCAUUGUAAUGAACGAGUCGACCAUCUAUUAUCAUCACCCGGAAGAAUUCAAUUUAUGUGUGUUUUGAAAUUUGAAGUAGACAGAUAAGAAAGAGAAAAUAUUUUCAUUCAGUUUAAAACGCUGGAAAUCAUCUACCCACGUUGAUAAGUAACAAGUUCACAGACCAAGUGUGUAAAUAAGGAAAAGACUUGGUAUGAGUUAGAUAGUAUCAUGCGGAAUUAAUAUGGAAGAUGUGGAUAUUUAUGAAAAUGUUCCAGAUAGCAAAAGUAGUUCGGGUGCCAACGACAGGAGUGUAAAUUGCGGAUAUGUUCUGAUGACAGAUAAGAAAUGUAUAAAAUGUCAAUUAAAAGGUAAUCCAAGUAUUAAGUGCAAAUGUCAAGAGCAAGCCGAACAAGGAAACGAAACAGAUUUCUACACAUCUCAUCAAGGUGCAGAUUACGAGAACAUGAAAGUUACAAGAGCUAAAAAUAUGGAAAAAAUAGAAACGUUGAAGAAGCAGGCCUUGGAGAAUCAAGCCAAUAAGUGUAGUAAAGCGGAGAUGCGUAUCUAUGACAACCCCGAAGAAGGAAAGUCAGGCUGUCCUUGUACGAUAUUGUGAAUAUUGGAGAACUGUUCAGAUCAUGAACGGUUGUGCUAAAAUCAUCAGAGAACGCUGCAUGAUGUGUCAAAAGAUGUACCGCUAUAUAAUUCAUAUAUAUGUACAUCUAUGCGGUGCACUCACCCCCUAUAUAAUUUAUAUACAUGUACAUCUAUGCUAUGCACUCACCCUUUGUAUAAUUCAUAUACAUAUUCAUGUUCAUCUAUGC
Ostrea edulis (European flat oyster) is the source of this 846-nucleotide messenger RNA. RefSeq lists its product as uncharacterized. The transcript is spliced from 8 exons. NCBI's taxonomy places the organism in Eukaryota, Metazoa, Mollusca, Bivalvia, Ostreida, Ostreidae. Bases 264 to 638 code for a protein of 124 amino acids. The record is from RefSeq and is a predicted model, not a curated record.